Habropoda laboriosa is the source of this 2100-nucleotide messenger RNA. RefSeq lists its product as uncharacterized. Gene Ontology annotation, biological process: intracellular protein transport; Golgi vesicle transport. Gene Ontology annotation, cellular component: vacuolar membrane; SNARE complex. The record is from RefSeq and is a predicted model, not a curated record. Lineage: Eukaryota; Metazoa; Arthropoda; Insecta; Hymenoptera; Apidae. Gene Ontology annotation, molecular function: soluble NSF attachment protein activity; syntaxin binding.
UAGUGUGACAUAUAUGUAUACUGACCAACUUGUCCAACGAUAUUUAAUUUGUACAGAACGUAGAACCUAUCGUUUGCACGGUAGUUUGACAAGAAUCGUCUAAGAAAAACUUGAUUGCCAAUCUGACAGCACCAUCAUUUGAAUUACCGAAUCUUACGAAAACCAAAGCAAGACACCAUUUGGAGAAAAAUGUCAAAAAUCGAGGAAGGAAAUGCUCAUAUACGACAAGCUGAGAAAAGCUUAAAAACAUCACUAUUAAAAUGGAGACCUGAUUUCGAAGUUGCGGCCGAAAAAUAUACGAGCGCAGCAACUUGCUUUAGAAUAGCAAAAUCUUAUCAACAAUGUAGAGAUUGCCUAAUGAAAGCUGCUGAUUGUUAUAAAGAAAAUAGAUCAUGGUUUCAUGCUGCAAAGAGUUUCGAACAAGCUAUCUUAAUUUCCAAAGAAAUGGGAAAUCUUGGAGAUGUACCAAAAUUGGCAGACCGUGCUUGCUCUCUGUAUCAGAUGCAUGGAUCACCUGAAUCAGGUGCAACUGUACUUGAUAAAGCAGGCAGCAUGGUAGAAGCCAGUCAACCAGAGGCAGCAUUAGAAAUGUUUAAACGUGCUGCUAAUAUUGUUAUGGGUGAAGAUAGCCCACGUCAGGCAGCAGAGUAUAUGAGCAAAGUUGCAAGAUUAUUAGUAAAACUACGAAUGUAUGAUGAAGCAGCAGAUGCAGUUCGCAAAGAAAUUGGCAUGCAUCAACAAAUAAAUCAUAUACCUUCUGUUGGUAGAUUAACAGUAGCAUUAGUAUUAGUACAGUUAGCUCGAGGUGAUCAAGUAGCAGCUGAGAAAGCUUUCAAAGAGUUAUAAAUAUUUAUCUAGAUUAAUACAUUAGAAAUGCUUUUGCAAGCAUAUGAUAAUGAAAAUGCAGAUGAUGCAAGAGCAGCAUUAAAUAAUCCCUUCAUUAAACACAUGGAUGUUGAAUAUGCUAAACUUGCUAGAGGUUUACCUCUACCACAGCAAGAAUAUGCAAUAUCCCCCCCAGGGGUAAGAGCAAAUGCAGCAGAAUCAUAUACAUCUCCUAAUGCAUCAAAACUAAUGGAAGAAAGUACUAGUGAAGUUCAAAACACGAGUAUAGUAGAAUCUCAAGAAACUUCCAAAACAUUAUCUAAUGAUGCUGCUGAGAAAGAACAAGCACAAGGAGCACCUUCACAAAAAGUAGAAAAUAAAGAAGAAGACUACGAUGGCGGGCUCUGCGGCGAGAAAGACCACCUCUUUAAAUUAAAAGAAGGAAUGACGCUGGAGAAUCCGUUCUUUGUCGUCAAGGACGAAGUUUGUAAGGCCUUAAAUAAAAACCGCGGUUUAUACGGGCGCUGGACGGAAUUGCAGGAUGUUGUUGUCACAAGUCCUACCGUGAGUGGGGGAAUCCCAAUCUCACGCGACGAAUUAGAGUGGACAACUACCGAAUUACGGAAAGCCUUACGCUCAAUCGAAUGGGAUCUCGAUGAUCUAGAAGACACGAUCCAUAUCCUUUACCCUUAACGCAUUGCAUAUGCAUAUAUACGUAUUGUAGAAAAGAAUCCGACGAAGUUUAAAAUAGAUAACAAGGAGUUAACGGUUCAACGAAGUUUUAUCGAACAAACACGGGAAGAAGUUAAGAUCAUGAAGGACAAAAUGAAUUUAAGUAGAGGUCGGGACCGCGAUAAUACGGCGCGACAGCCACUUUUAGACAAUAGUCCCGCCCGAGUUCCUGUCAAUCAUGGUACAACUAAGUACAGUAAAUUGGAAAAUGAAAUUGAUAGUCCAAAUAGGCAAUUUUUGGGAGAUACAUUACAACAACAAAAUGACAUGAUGAGGCAACAAGAUGAACAAUUGGAUAUGAUAGGUGAAAGUAUUGGAACAUUGAAAACAGUGUCUAGACAAAUUAAUACUGAGCUGGAUGAACAGGCAGUUAUGCUAGAUGAAUUUGGUAACGAGUUAGAGGUCACAGAUUCUAAACUGGAUGCAACAAUGAAAAAAAUGGCCAAAGUUCUUCAUAUCUGAUCUUAUCGGAGACAAUGGGUAGCCAUUGGAGUGUUGACCGCUAUAUUGGUGUUUCUAAUAAUUUUAUUUAUAAUUAAGUGA